GGUGGUGGUGGUAAUCCCUGCAGCUCCUUUCCUCGGCUGCUGCGGGUUGCUAUGCCGUUUGCCAACAAAUGGCAACUAUCCUAGCACACCUCUUCCUCGUACACCGGUAAUCGUGCUCCCCCAUGUCGAUGCGGCGUCGUUCGAGCCACGCUAUGGCUCUUGUGAUUGUGGGCGUCGCCGCUGGCUUCAUCUCCAGUAGCCAGCGCGGAUGCUCCCUUGCAGCUGGAAGGUUCAGUGAGGAUAGAUGAACUUGGACAGCGCUGCCGGAAUGAUCGACACUGCUUCGACCACAGCAUCAGACACGUGAUUUGUGUGGAUAGUCGAUGCGUCUGUCGAGACGGCUACAAACCUGCCAUCGUAGACGAUUGGGUUGAAUGCAAGCCUGAGACCUUGAUAGGUGACAGUUGCUCUUCAUCAAAACCAUGUUCGCGUUAUUCACGAGCAGUGUGCCUCAAUGGAACGUGCAUGUGCAAGGAUGAUACGUACUUUGCUGAUGAUCACUGCGAGAAGUUCACCUCGUUUGAAAAGCAAGGAGGGGAGAGCUUCCAUUCUACGUCCAAGUUCAACGUCCUUGCUGUCCUCAUGAUUGUUGCCAUUUUAGUCGUCGCACUACUGUUCCUCGUAAACCAGAGGAACAUGUUUUUUUAUUUUCCAUGCUGCAUGAGGGAUUCCACACUUGCUGUCCUGCAGCAGACAGCUGCAGUCACCAUUCCUGCAGACCAGCAUGUUGCUCCGAGCAAUAUUCACGGUAUUCACACUUCAAACUCUCAAGGCUCAUUGAAUAUAUACCAGAUGCAGCAAGACAAGCCCCCAUCUUAUGCAGACACUGUGCUCAGUGUGCAAUACCUCCCGUCGUACCAAGAGGCAGCAGCAGCACCACCAGUCCCCAAGCCAUCGUGAAUCAAUCGUCGGUGAAAUGAGGCGAAAGCUCUCCCAGCAGUCCCCGUGUCUGAAUCCUGCAGUGGAAUCCUUACCACACCAGAGACUCGGAAGUCAUCGAAGAGCACUGCACGAAGGCCACAGCCACAUUUGACACGGAACUUGUUCUGCUUGUCCCAGUGCAAAGUCUUCUCCAGAAGCAGUGGCUCCAUGUCCCCCUGAAAAGCGCUAGUCAUAGGUGUGUGCACAUAUGUACACAGCUGUAUAGCUAGCUGCAGCUGUUUCCCCUAACCCAGCUGAUGUGCUUCCCGCAAGUGUGUGUACACAAAUUGACGUGGCCUAUGCUUUCUCUAGCCGUCUGUGGAAAGCUAUUUACCCAAGUAUGCAAAGCAUUCAGCAGUUUUUUGUGAAGAGCUGUCUAGCCAAGUUAAAACGUCCUGUAGUUAUUUGUUGAAAACUGCUGUACCUGCGUUGAACUACAGUGGGGUUGUUCCUGCAGCUCUUAGUUCUUGUUUUCAUGUUCUUGUGCAGCGUCGUGUUCACUUCUGUGAUGAGACCGAGUAUUCCGGAGACAUAAUGUUGUGAAGCCUAUUAACUAGGUUACUCGUGGGCAGAUAAAACACUUUUUCCUUCCCGUUCAUUCUUAAAGGCACGUGUUGUAUGUAUUUUUUGUUUGCCUUUAAAGCCCCCAGAUGGGCAUCAUGGAACUGCCUGUUGUGCUGUCUCUGUUAUGCCUAUGAAUGUUUACUUGUACAGUCGUGUCUUUCUGAGAGGAAAAAAAAAACCAUGCUUGGAACUGCAUGUGAUAAGAGUGCAAGUGGGACUUGAUAUGCAGUCAUGUUAAUUGAAGCAUGGCAGUCUACUUUAAAUUUUGUCCUUUGCAACUCUUGGUUUUGAGUUAACAGCUUUGCAUCUCGUAGAUCCCAUGGAGUUGAACGCCAGGGAGUUGCUGAACCUUGUGAUACCCAGAGUGUGCAAAUGUAUUGCUCCGCUUGCUUUUUGUUUUUCAUGCUAUAGCACCAAGCAGUUUAAUUGCAGUUGCUAUCAGUGAUUGAGACAUGUGAUUAUUAUAGAUACUAUAAACGGUGGUGAUGAUAGCAACCUAUUAUACAAGUGUCUCACUCCAGUAUUGGAGGUAGUGUCGCCCUUAGAGAGAUUGCAAUUUAGUUUUGCUACACCAUGUACAAUGUGUGUGCGUGUCAGAACUUUUUUUUUUUGUCACUGCUGUUCACAAAGCAGAAUAUUAAAAACACCUCUCGACAGGUGUCAUCACAGUACACUUCUAUGCAAAUAUAUCUAGCUGCGCUAAAUGUAGCCGCACCUGUAAUAACUAGCAACCCGAUGCAGAAGCAAAUGAAAGAGUAUAUUAUACAUAUAUAUUAAAUGUAGCACAGUUUUCUAGCUACAUACCCACACUUGAGUGCUCUUAGCAUUUCUACUUGAGGUAUCACCCUGCAGUGUAUUAUGCUACAUACACAUAAGUUGUGUUAGCCUCUAUACCUUCCCAGUAAUGCAUAGUAUUUUUUUAAAUGAAGUGUUUCUCACAUUGAAUCCUCAAACAUUGUUCCCAGCAUGCUGGAAAGUCGUUUUGUGCAUUGUUGGUGGUACUGUACCACAAGUGGCCACCAGGCUUUGUCAGCAAUGCCCUAUUCAUCUACAAUGUUGUGUGUAUGCUUCCAAGCAUUUUGCUGCUUGAAGUUCUCAUUCAUGACUGACACUGCUUUGCAGGCCCAAUGUCACGUCAGAGUCUCUGGUGUUUCGACUGUUGUGCACGAUUGAGCCAUCUUCUCAUAGUGUUAGUGUGCUGCUUUUUUUUUUCUUACAAAAAUGAAUCUCAUGCCUGACCUUUAUAGUCAGACGAAAUGUCGACGCAUGAGCACACUCGGCACAACGAAGCUACGCUAACAAAUGAACAUCUAUCUCUGGUUCUUUGUGAGGCAUGACUAACACAUCUCCCGUCUCUCGGCACGUCCCAGAUGCGGUACGCUACAUUACGCGCCAGCUAUGUUACCCACACUUCACCACACCUGCAUCUUCUCAUGAUGAAGGGAUGUUGGGCAUACAUCAAGGUGGCAUGAUGCAGCGUGCGAACGGGGGUAUAGAGUGCUCUGUUUCCGUGUCAAUGUAACGUGACGAACCUGGCAUCACCAUCUUCUACCACCACUUGAUGAAACGAAAGCUGUGCUAGACUAUAGAGGGACCUUUACUGUCAGUGCCAUUGUAAAAUUUGAAGCCGUUGUUCAAAUAUCCAAGUCUCUCACUGGAGUGGAAAAAAAUUAAAAAAAAAAGCUUGUGCUCAUGUGAAAGUGGUGUUGAGUUCAUGCCAUUGGUAAUGUUGUGGUCACUCUCGCUUAUGGCAUGCCGUGCUUCUGCUACACAAACCUUGUCAUGAUGUGAAUGCAGACCAAUUUAUUUUUUGCAUGCAAUUUUUUUAGCUCUUUUUGAGCUGGAAAGCACAGUCGGUGCUGGAAGCAAUGUCUAGCUACCUCUUAGGAUCUGCAAAAUGAUGAGCAACCAUCAUUGUAAAAGAGAUUUCAUUUUGGCAUGUACCUUAUAUUUAAGUACUUUAUUUCUAUUUACAAAACUGUUUCUUUAUUGUUGUUUGUUAUUGUGUGUGUUACCUUCUGCAGACUGUUUGUUAACUUAUACUUUUUCUUCUUCCGAGUGAAUGUUUUUUGCACCACUCGCAAAUAAUGAGUACUAUACAUGUCCACAAAUUCCUUGUGUAUAAGCCUUGUCGUGACAGACUGUGCAGCUUAUUCUUGAUAGUUGUUUACUUUGAUUGUGCACAUAUCUUUUUCUUCUCAUUUGUGGUCACAGACAUGCUUGCAAGGAGUUCUAGUUUGAAUUAAACUGUUCCAAUUUGUUGAAU
Rhipicephalus microplus (southern cattle tick) is the source of this 3751-nucleotide messenger RNA. RefSeq lists its product as uncharacterized. The record is from RefSeq and is a predicted model, not a curated record. NCBI's taxonomy places the organism in Eukaryota, Metazoa, Arthropoda, Arachnida, Ixodida, Ixodidae.